Messenger RNA from Misgurnus anguillicaudatus (oriental weatherfish), 894 nucleotides. Its product is annotated as histone H2B. Gene Ontology annotation, molecular function: protein heterodimerization activity; structural constituent of chromatin; DNA binding. Gene Ontology annotation, cellular component: nucleosome. Lineage: Eukaryota; Metazoa; Chordata; Actinopteri; Cypriniformes; Cobitidae. The record is from RefSeq and is a predicted model, not a curated record.
CAGGAAACAAAGGAAAUCGAAUGUAUGGGGGAUGGUCAUGUUCCAACAAAGAGUGAUACGUGAAACACUUUCAUUGGCUCUCCUUCCGACUCGUCAAACUCUACACUGGCCAAUCAAGACAUUUUAGGGGUUUGGCCAACGGCAAUACCCAAUCGGACAACGCGCUUCACCUUCCUUCAAAAUUAGCAUAGACUAGCCAAUAAAUACGCCCUUACUGCUACUGCUUACUAUUCAACAUACAGAGUUAUCGUUGGAAGAAUCAUGCCUGAGCCAGCUAAGUCCGCCCCUAAAAAGGGUUCCAAGAAGGCCGUCACAAAGACCGCCGGUAAAGGAGGAAAGAAACGCAAGAGGUCCAGGAAGGAGAGCUACGCCAUCUACGUGUACAAAGUCCUGAAGCAGGUUCAUCCCGACACCGGCAUUUCUUCAAAGGCGAUGGGCAUCAUGAACUCUUUCGUCAACGACAUCUUUGAGCGCAUCGCCGGUGAGUCUUCUCGUCUCGCUCACUACAACAAGCGCUCCACCAUCACCUCGAGAGAGAUCCAGACCGCCGUGCGUCUCCUGCUGCCCGGUGAACUCGCCAAACACGCCGUGUCUGAGGGAACAAAGGCCGUCACCAAAUACACGAGCUCCAAGUAAAGCCUCAAGUACCCAAUCUGAACCCAAAGGCUCUUUUAAGAGCCGCCCACUGUUUUCAUAAAAGAGCAUCCAACGUAUUUGUAAAUUUAGUUGAUAUAAAUGUUUACUAGAACAUAAGUUGUAUGAAAGUGAAACAAUGCUUAACAGUGUUAUCUGUGUCCUUUGUGGACUAUGGUAAGAACAAUGUUAACGCAUCUACUGUUGUUAAAUCAAAAUGUUAAAUUUAUGUUCAAAUAUGCUAAAAUUAUUCUUUAAGCA